Lycium barbarum (goji berry) is the source of this 1149-nucleotide messenger RNA. RefSeq lists its product as uncharacterized. The coding region runs from base 292 to 831 and encodes 179 amino acids. Lineage: Eukaryota; Viridiplantae; Streptophyta; Magnoliopsida; Solanales; Solanaceae. The transcript has 7 exons. The record is from RefSeq and is a predicted model, not a curated record.
AUAAAAUAAAAAUAGUUAAAAGCAAGAAAAGGUAGUAGUGGAAAGAGACAACGAAUUCCUCUUAAUAUAAUUUAUUCACUCAAGGUUGUGAUGUAUGAAUAAGGGAAAAUUAAAGAAGAUUAGAUUAAAAAUUUGAGUUGAAAUAAACAAUUUAUUAGAUAAAGUUAACAAGUGGUAGAUCGAAAUAAUUGGAAAGUAGCAUAGAGUGGGCCCCGCUGGCAAUGAAGCAAGAAUAUGAAGCAAACGUCGUCGUGAAGCCGGGAAUAGGUACACACAUUCACUCUCUGGACAAUGGCAGCCUCAGAAAUGCUAUCGAAAGAGGAAUUGCUUCAUCUUUUUGAUCGCUUCGCCUUCCUCACCUCCCACCCUGAUGUCAAGAAAAGGAUUGCUGAUGCUGUCACUCACAAGCAGCAGGAAGCUGUUGCUGUUACCACUGCCAUCCAAGAGGAGAUAUUUUCCGAGAUGGGAAUUGAUCCAAGGUUUGGUCUUGCUUGCUUGGGAAAAAUAAACAUGACCUAUGAGAGUGAUCGAGACCUGAUGAUUCGUUUUUAUGAAUUUGUUGCAAAAGAAGAAAUGGCCUGUGAAGAGGCCGAGCUUGGUCCAGACAGAUUUGCUGAAAGAUUAACGAUGCAACAGAAUUUACAAGAGCAGCAACUGGAGAUGCUGAAGUACAUGCGCAGCUUUCACAUGGAUGAUCAGUCUGCAAUACUUGAGAAGAUUCACCAGCAGUUGGAGAAGGCCAACUUUGAUACUGAAGCUUCUGUGCUGACAGUGGAGCAGAUGCAGGAUGUUGUUCGACGGAGAGUAUCACCUUUGUUCCAGCCUAGAUAAUUGGAGGGAUCUCUCCAGGAGUUUAUAGUUUUUUAUAGUUGCAUUCGCAUGCCAUUAGAGAAAAGAUAGAUGUUGAACACCCCCCCCCCCCCCCCCCCCCCCAAACCCCCCCACACAACAACACACACACCUUCCAACCAAACUUAGAGGGGAUGUUGUCCUAUUUUAUAAUUAAGAAAAUUCUGCUUAAUCCAUAGUGUUUAUUGCACUUUUUGUACCUUUUUCCUUUUCUUAUUUCUGGCUUUAUUCAUGUAUGCUAGACAUCUCAUAAGUUUGCUCUGAGAAGUAUUAAAAGUUCACUGAACUCUUUUAAAGAAA